AUGCUAGCCUGUCUCUGUCUAUUAAUCUUUCACUCCACUAGCUAUCAGCAUGUUAAUAAUGCUGUUUAUUCUUUAUCAGGGUUUUGUGUGCCUGCGUACAACCAGAUCAGAAAACACGUGUUUGUGGAAACUGAGAAGAGCUGGUCUGGAGCUCAGAGCUACUGUAGAGAGAAGCACACAGACCUGGCCACUGUGCGCAGCCAGGAAGAAGCAGAGCAGCUCUUAAAUAUUACAGGAGCUUCUCUCGGGGAUUCCUGGAUCGGGCUGUAUCGUGAUGACACACAGAACUGGCAGUGGUCUAACAGCGAUGAUGUCAUCUACUCCAACUGGAGGGCAGAUGUCUUCUGUGCUUCAGUCAAUUCAGACGGAAAGUGGACUGAUUUACCCUGCCACCUUCAGAAAGCCUUCAUGUGCUACAAAGAGACCAGCAACAUCACUGAGAGAUACACCCUGAUUGAAGAACUGAAAACCUGGACUGAAGCUCAGCAGUACUGUAGGGAACAACACACCGACCUCGUCAGUAUAAAGAACGCCAGUGAAAAUGAAGAAAUAGUGAAGAAAGCACAGGGCAAGCCCUUCUGGAUAGGCCUCCCAGAUGCAGGAAGAAGACCAAGAUGCAGCGGCUCCUCUGGUCAAUGUUUCUAUGAAGGAUCUGGGAAGACAUGGCAGGAAGCUCAGAGCUACUGCAGAAACCAAGGCAGAGACCUGCCCACCAUUCAAGACCAGGCCAGGGUUAAUAAGCUUAUAGGUCUUAUACCUUCAAAUAGUAACUGGUAUUACUGGAUCGGGCUGUAUCAUGACAAAGAGAACUGGCAGUGGUCCAGAGGAGGUGAUGUCAUCUACUCCAACUGGGAACCAUACCUCUUCUGUGCUUCAGUCAAUUCAGAGGGAGAGUGGGAGGAUUCACUCUGCAGUCAGGGAAACUAUUUCAUGUGCUACAACGAGACCAGCAACAUCACUGAGAGAUACACCCUGAUUGAAGAACUGAAAACCUGGACUGAAGCUCAGCAGUACUGUAGAGAACACCACACCGACCUCGUCAGUAUAAAGAACGCCAGUGAAAAUGAAGAACUAGUGAAGAAAGCGCAGGGCAAGCCCUUCUGGAUAGGCCUGUUCAAUGAGCCCUGGAAGUGGUCACACCAGGGGGAUAACUACACAUUUCACAACUGGAACUAUUGGGAACCAGACAAUGGGGGAGGGGAUGAGAACUGUGUGAUGAUGAGUAAGACUGGUGAAUGGAUCGACUAUGGCUGCAACAUUCAGUUGCCCUUCUUCUGCUGUGAGGAAGGAGAAUCCACGAGCCCCUCUUCCACUCCGGUCUCUCAAGAGCUCGCUGGGGCUGCAGUGAAUCCAGUAGAGCAGGGCGGGUGA
Molecule: messenger RNA, 1371 nt
Organism: Acipenser ruthenus (sterlet)
Lineage: Eukaryota; Metazoa; Chordata; Actinopteri; Acipenseriformes; Acipenseridae
Product: macrophage mannose receptor 1-like
Exons: 7
Coding region: 1-1371 (456 amino acids)
Source: RefSeq, a predicted model, not a curated record